Molecule: messenger RNA, 4859 nt
Organism: Schistosoma rodhaini
Lineage: Eukaryota; Metazoa; Platyhelminthes; Trematoda; Strigeidida; Schistosomatidae
Source: the annotation of a GenBank genome assembly
UAUAUAUAUAUAUUUAUAUAUUGCGGUCGAUUAGUAGAUAGGUAGAUAGUUCUAUUGUUAAAUGUACAUGGAUGAUGGAUAAUAUAAGUUUCUUCUCUAAAUCAACCUAUAAACAAAUUUCCCUAUCGUAUAAAAUAAUGUAAAAUAACUAUCUAUACUAAUACAUACAUAUAUAUCUAAACCAAACAAUACCAUAGUUUGAAUUCUUUUACCAUUAUAAAUUGUAUAUUGACUUAAAUUGAAUUUUCAUCUUGAACAACCUAAGAAUAAGAAUAAUUUACUUUUCUUUUUGACUUCCAGUUAUCUUAGUAUUGUGAAACCCUAUCAUCAAAAGUAUUUGAAUGUAUUCAUUUGUUCAACGUAUAAUACACAUAAUUUAAACAAAGAAAACUUUGUGUUAUUCAGUAGUUUCAUACUUUAUUUUUUCUCUUGUUCAAAUAUCAAUAUCAAUAUUUUUUCCAGUUGAAGAGUGUGGACUUUAGUUGUUUUUUUUUUUUAAAAAAAUGCCUAUUAUUCAGCUUCUCAUACGUAGACACUAAUACAUAUACAUAUGUACAGGUAUUACUCAUGAAGCUAGUUUAUUAUUUCUGAUUGAAUUAAAUAAUAACAAUCAUACUGGUUGAGAUGAACACUGAAACAUUGAAUGUAAUCGAAAAAUCAUUGAAUUGGUCAGAUUAUGCAAUGAAUGCAAUCUCGAAUAAUAAUAAUAAUAAUAAUAAUAAUACUAGUGGUGAAAAUAACAUUGAAAGUUCUUGGAUAAUUAAUCAGAUGACUUGUGAAAAACUGAAUAUUCCAUGUCAUCCUCACCAUCAUCAUCGUGAUAAUGACGAAGAUAAUGAAGUGAAUAACACUAUGAAAAAAUGUGGAGAGAUUGAUUAUGAAAUUAGAAAAUCUACUCAACAUUUAAAUCAUGAUAAUAACAAUGAUUAUAAAAUCAUGAAUACUACUAUUAAUAAUAAUAUAAGUAGUAGUAAUGAAUUCGGUAUAGAUACUUCCAAAGUCAAUAUUGAAGUUAAGAGUACAAGUCAUGAUCAAUUAAUCAAUUAUGUGGAUUAUGAACUGGAAACAUUGAUGAAAACAAACUCUAAUUGGAAUAAUAAUCAUGAUAAAUGCGGUAAAAAUCUGGAAAUAUCUAACAGUUAUGAUGAACAUUAUGAAAAUUCACUAAUUAAUAAAAUAAAUAGAAAUAAGUUCGAUCAAUAUCAUGGUGAUAUUAUUAACAAAUCCAACAAAGAAUUAAAUAAUUUCAAUGAGAACAAGACUAAUUCAUCUGAAGUACAGGGACAAAAUAAAGAACUAGGCGACUCAUACCAUUGUCCUCAUUAUCAUCAAGCUACCAACAAUGGAAUCAUAAAAGAUAACUGUCUAUUUCAGUCAGCCUUAAGACAACCAGAAAACUCCAAAAUGAUUGACUGGUCCAAUAGCAAUAAUCAAAUGGUCGAUGGAAAUAUUUAUAGUGAUCACUCAAAAAAUGAAUGUGAACAAUCAUUGAUUUCCGAUAAUAAACCAGUAUACCCUGAUCAUAUUUCAUGUUACCCAACUCAUUGUAUCACCGAUUCGUCAGGUUACACUUCAUCAAACUCUUCAUUUUCAAAUUCAUCAUCUGAAUGUUCCACAUCAUCAUCGUCAUCAUUAUCUUUGGCAGUAGUUAGUAAGAUCAACCUACCUACUGAAGAUGACGAUGCUACUCAUAAGAAUAUAAUCAGUAGUUUAGAUUGUACUGAUGAUAAAUUUCAUUCUAAUGGAAUAAAAGAAAUCAAUUAUGAGAAAUAUUUGAAUAUGAAUUUAUAUUCAACACAAAAUGAUGACCCGUAUUCCCAAAAAUGUCUGAAUUUGACUGAAUUCAAUGAAGCCUAUCAUCAGACUAAUGUAAGUAGUAAUGUGAAUUGUAGAGACAAUGGUUUCAAUAAUACACUGACUGCUUAUUUACAGUCAAAUAAACAUUUUAUGAAUAGUAAUAACCAUCAUUAUAGUAAUUUUUUAAUGGAGCAACAAAAGUCCACUUGGAAGAAUGACAUUAAUAAAUUAAAGACAAGUCUACUUGAAGGUGAUGACAAUGAUGAUGAAGAAAAUGACGAAGGAAAUGAUGAUGUUGGUCAAGAUGGUUAUGUGAGUGAAUGUGGGACAAGACAAAGAACAGAUUAUCAAUUGAAUUUAAACCAUACUAUAAAUGAAUUAGACGUUAACUUUCCUAUUCAAUUAACAAACAGUAAUCCUCAUGCAUUAACAAUAGCAAAAAAUUAUAACAAACAUACAGCACAUGAAAUUGGAUUUGUUAGUGGAAUGAUUGUAGACUAUAACAAUGAUGAAAUGAUGAACAAUAUGACUAAAAUGUUGAAUUUUACACAAUCACGACAACUUAUCAACAAUUCAGCUUUUCCGAUUACCGGAUAUACAACAACAAUGACAACAGUUCCACUAUCAUCCUCCUCUUCCUCCACAUCAUCAUUAUCUUUAUCAAGGAAAAUAAUGACAUCAUCCAGUGUCUCCGUAUCUGAUAUCAUUCAAACAACAUCAUCAACAGCGAAUUGUACACGAAUAAUUAAUCAUGAGAAAAAUAAAAAAUUACGUAAACCACGUACAAUUUAUUCUAGUAUGCAAUUACAACAAUUGGCAAAACGUUUUCAUUUAACACAGUAUUUAAGUUUACCUGAAAGAGCAGAAUUAGCUGCAUCGUUGGGAUUAACACAAACUCAGGUUAAAAUAUGGUUUCAAAAUAGGCGUUCAAAAUUUAAAAAAUUAAUCAAUCAAGGUCAUGAUGUAUCAGUUUUAACAAAUUCAUUAUCAUGUAAAUCAGAAACAAGUGAAUUGAAUAAUCAAACAGAGAAUAUUUAUGAAGAUUGUCAUGAUCUCUUAAUGAAAACUAUACCAUCUGAAACUGAUAUUCUUAUCAAUUCAGAUGAUAUACCAGUUGACUCUUCAUCUGGAUUUGAGAAUGGUCAUUCAAAUAGUAACUCAAACAGUCCAAUCAAUCAAUCAAUAAUCAGUUCCCCUGAAACUAAUCUUAAUAAACAUAUUACUAAUACUAAUACUAAUAAUAAUUAUAUUAAAUUAGAUGUACAGCCUAAUAAUUUAGUAAACUAUCAAGGAUGGCCAACAGAUCUAAAAGAUGAUUACAGUAAUUCUACGGAUAACCAAAUAGUUCCAAAUCAAUUCAAAUUCAAUGAUCCAGUUCAAUGUAAUAACUAUUUGAAUCAAAAUUUUUAUUCCUCGAAUAAUACUGAUCAAAUAAAUAUAUUAGAUGCAUUACCAAGACCAUAUUAUUGGACAAAAUCAUUGUUUGAAUCAUCAUCUUCAUCAUCAUCAUGUAACUAUUGGUUACCAAUGGCAACAAGUAAUCAAUGUUCAUAUUUUAAUCCCAGAUCGUAUUCAACUCCAAGAUGUGACAAUGAUGAUAAUAAUGAUGAAGAUGAUGGUGGCGAUGAUGAUGAUGAUGAUAAUGACAACAACAAUGAUGAUGACGAUGAUGAACACGAAGAUAGUGAAUUAGAACAUGAUACGAGUAAUGACACUAAUAAUAAUAAUAAUAAUAUACAUGACUCCUGGACUUUGAAUAGACUCAAUGAUUAUAGUUAUUUAAAUUCAGCACCAAAUAAGGAUAGAUUAAACAAUUCUGAAAUAAUUUAUUCCAAAUCUCCAUCACAAACUUAUUCAUCAUAUCAAGGAUGGAAAAAAUAUUGUUUAAAUAACGAAUUCAAUCAAUUAGUUUAUAACUUUGAACAAGGUAAUUCACCCAAUACAUCACAAGACCGAUUCAAUUACAAUUUUCAUUCCUCUUGUUCACAAACAUUACCUGAAACAUCAACAACAAUAGCUUCAGUAGAAACACAACCAUCACCAUGGUCUCUUAUAGAAUCAAUCUGUGUACAACAAAACACUGAUCAAACUGAAAUUGAACUAAACCAUAAAAACUCUGUCAUUAUUACAAAUCAUAAUUUCACUAAAAUGUCUGAUACUCUAAAAAACUCUAUGAUUCCAUUACCAAGUGAAUAUCAAUUUCAAAAGCAACAAGAACCACAAUUUCCUGAUCCAUGUGAACAUACAACAUCAAUAACAUCAACAAUGACAUCUAUCAUGGUUGAUUCAACAUCACCGUCAUCAUCAUUAUCCUCCUCAUCAUCGUCGUCGACAUCGACAUCAUUACAUAACAACAUAUUGUAUAUUUAAAUCAAUAAAAAACAUGUUCCACUGAUGAAUAUUGACAAGGGACGAAAUUCCAAUCAAGUGAUUCCUUCAUUUCUAUACAUACAAACACAUAUGAAUAACAAGAUGAUUCUAUAUAUAUUUCACCUAAUCAAGUUAAAUAUAAUCACUAUCAUUGUUAGUGAAUUAAUCAUAUGUACUACCUCGAAAAGUACGUUUUUGAUUCCUUCUUAUACAAUAACAAGUUAAAUGAAGACAUACUACUGAAUAACUUGAUCUAUAUAAGUAGUGUAUAUUCUAAUGUUAACUUGAUGUAAUUAUUAACCAUUAAAGGAAACAUAAACUGAUUUACAUACAAAGAAAAGUGUAAAACAUACAUUCAGAAUAAAUACAAAUACCUGUCAUUUGGAUACAUAAAUUACUAUGAAUAUACAAUGAUCAUUACAUCGUCAUCCUCAUCAUCAUCAUCAUCUUUAUCAGCUUGUAUACUGUUUGUUUCAUUUGUAUAAGGAACUUGAAAAACUAUUGUUGACUCUGUUAAUUUACAAAAUUGUCACUUCUAAACAAUACUACUUAAUUCCUUUAUAUAUAUAUAUCAAUAAUACAACAAUUUUCAUUUAUUUUAUCUAUCCAUUCUAGUAGUUUAAAGAGGUGAUGCAUCUUUACACAAAUGAUUUAUUGUGGUACUCUUCAGCAGUACGGCCGUUCAGUGCUUC